This is a messenger RNA of Papaver somniferum (opium poppy), 1899 nucleotides long. RefSeq names its product F-box protein CPR1-like. The transcript is spliced from 2 exons. The coding region runs from base 7 to 1194 and encodes 395 amino acids. Gene Ontology annotation, molecular function: protein binding. The record is from RefSeq and is a predicted model, not a curated record. NCBI's taxonomy places the organism in Eukaryota, Viridiplantae, Streptophyta, Magnoliopsida, Ranunculales, Papaveraceae.
AGUAUAAUGUGGAUCUUUCAAAGUUUUACAGCAGAAAGAAAACCUAAUUCCAGAAGAGCAGAACAAGAGUCAGCUGCAAUGGUGAGCUUUAUUCCAGAAGAGAUCAUAAUUGAUAUUCUAAAAAGAUUGCCAGUAAAAUCUCUCUCAAGAUUCAGGUGUGUAUCCAAAUCUUGGUACAAUUUUAUUAAAAACCCUCAUUUUGCUAAACUCCAACUUAAUCAUUCUCUGAAAUUUGGUGAACAUGGCGUUAUAUACAAAUGUGAGGGAAAGAUUUUUUGUGUUGAUUACGAUUCAUCGUCUUCAACAUUAAGUAGUAGGGUUGCUCGAUUUGAUUACCCUUCAGAACAUAAAAUGAGACGCGGACGCAUUAUAGGUUCUUGUAAUGGCUUAGUUUGUCAUAUAUCAUCUCAGAAAGAUAUUAUCAUUUGGAAUCCGCAUACUAAAGACUACAAGAAGAUACCAUCACCAACAGAAACAGAUACGAAAUCAAGAGGUUUUCAUGUCAGGUAUAAGUAUGGUUUCGGUUAUGAUUUGAAAUCAGAAGAUUAUAAAUUUGCAAGAAUGACAAACAUUAGGGCAAAGUACAGUGAAAUCGCGGUCUAUUCAAUAAAGUUAGAUCUGUGGAAGUCAUAUCCAGACAUCCCUUUCUUAUAUCCACAUGAAGAUCUUGUGUUUUAUGAAGGAAUUUUUUACUGGGUGGAAAUUCCCAGGGGCUGUGAAGACCCUAGAAAGAUUGACUCUUUUGAUAUUGGUAGCGAAGCAUUCAAAGAAAUUCCGCUACCGCAAAAUUUUCCAUACAGUCUUUUUGAUAUGAUACAUGUUCUUCUUUUGGGAGGUUGUCUUUACCUAAUUGGUUGUGCUUACAUGCCAUGUUGCGAGGUAUGGAUGAUGAACUAUGGUGUACACGAAUCUUGGACUAAAAUGUUCACUAUUGGAGAAAGAGGUUGUAAUGGUGCAUUUGGAAAUAUGUAUCCGAAGCAAUCCUUCAAGAAUGGUGUGAUUCUGGUACAUGUGGGUUGCUCCAAGUCUUAUUUGUAUGAUCCGAAACAUAAAGAGUUCACCAAAUUUGUGAUUAACGGCUGUGCAGUGAUCUCCACAUGGGAUUUCGUGGGGAGCUUAGUGUCACCUAAUAAUUUACCAAAUUCCAGGGGUUUUGAAAGUUCUGAAGUCAAUGAAGCUCUAUUAAUCCAAUAGGUUUAAUCGUUUGGCUAAAAAAAUCAUUGUCCUCGAUUAUUUGGGUACUUGUUUGGGGUCAAUAGGUCACAGACUCACAAUAAGCUGAAGAAGACUAAACCCAUCACAGCCCCAACAAAUUAGAAUACAGUAAAAGCCUGCUUCCUCUGGGCAGUGUUCAGGCAGGCCAGGCAAGUCCUUGGUAUCUGUAGGCGUCUCGGGCAGAACAUCGCAGCAUAGGGGCGCAGGUCAAGAUUCAUGUCCACCAGUGUAAAGCCUGCUGAAGACCCAACACCGAACUGGACCUUGUAGCUAGCUAGUCUAGUCAACAUUAAAUUGGAGAUCGUGUAACAAGUUUAGAGAAAAACUAUUUGAAGAAACCCUAACUGGCUAACUCUUGUGAUAACCUUUCAAGAAAAUAUCUUCUGAAGAACAAGGAUCAGCUGCGACGGCGAGCUUACCAGGAGUACCAGUUAAGCCUACCUUAAGAUUCAGGUGUGUAUGCAAGUCUUGGUACAAUCUUAUUGAAAGCUCUAAUUUUGUUAAGCUCCAACUUAACCAUGCUUUGCAAUAUGGUGAUGAUCAUGGGGUAUCGUAUAUGACUAAGCUGAGAAUAUUUGUUGUGCUGAGUACGGCUUAUUAUCCUCGACAUUAAGUAAAUACAGUUUCUCAUUUAGUUACCAAUAGGAACAUAUGCAGUUACGUAUUUUAGUUCUUGUAAUGACU